Messenger RNA from Oldenlandia corymbosa var. corymbosa, 2184 nucleotides. NCBI's taxonomy places the organism in Eukaryota, Viridiplantae, Streptophyta, Magnoliopsida, Gentianales, Rubiaceae. The record is from the annotation of a GenBank genome assembly.
AAUUUAUUUCCGACUAAGGGAGCACAUUAGGUGUCUCAUAUUCAUCAAACUUUGAGGAUUAGAAAUGCUAUCAAUUGAAAUUUUGUGUACUACUACAGUCGUAUAUCUUCAAACUUUGUGGACCAAAAUUGUGAUUUUCACCACGCAAAAUAAAUUUCUUUCCAAAUUAUAUAUAUAUUGUCCUGAGUUAUUUAUUUAAAAACCUCAUAAACCCUACACGCAGAGGUUCAAAAGUUGCAUUUUCAAGCAUAGGGAUACUCCGGCUUCAAUCUCUCCGGCGUCACUUUCCGGCAUCGUCCUCCAUGACGACAACGUCUGCCACCGCAAAAUUCGUACUCUCCGGCUGCUCACCUUCCUCUUCUCCGUCCACUUCCACCGCCCCCAACCGGCUCCUCCCUUUCACCAACCUCAAUUUCAAAUGCCGAGCUUUCCAUUCCGACCACCGGUUUAAUCGCCUCCUGAAUUUUCACGCCGGUUAUUAUAAGAGUCCCGCAUUUCUUUGCACUCGUACCGCCACACAUUCUCCGUCCUUCACUGCUGCUGCCCUAGCUACUGAAGCUUCUGCAAAAAUAAUUGAUGGAAAAUCGAUUGCCAAAGAUGUUAGAGAUGAAGUAGCUGCUGAAGUGUCUAGGAUGAAGGAGGCAAUUGGUGUUGUACCAGGGCUAGCAGUGAUCUUAGUAGGGGAUAGGAAGGAUUCUGCUACUUAUGUUCGCAACAAGAAGAAGGCUUGUGAAUCUGUAGGAAUAAAUUCAUUUGAAGUGCGCUUGCCUGAAGAUUCCCCAGAAGAAGAAGUGCUAAAACAUAUCAGGAGCUUCAAUGAUGAUCCUGCCGUCCACGGCAUCCUUGUUCAGCUGCCCUUACCAUCUCAUAUGAAUGAGAAGAAAGUCUUAGAUGCUGUUUGCAUUGAGAAAGAUGUGGAUGGAUUCCAUCCUUUGAAUAUUGGUCGCCUUGCUAUGCGGGACAGAGAACCGUUGUUUGUUCCAUGCACUCCUAAAGGAUGCUUGGAGUUGUUGCAUAGACAAGGUAUUGCUAUUAAAGGAAAGAGAGCAGUUGUUAUUGGCAGAAGUAACAUUGUCGGAACUCCGGCAGCUCAACUGCUACAAAGGGAGGAUGCAACUGUCACUGUGGUCCAUUCACGAACAACGAAUCCUGAAGAAUUCACAAGAGAAGCAGAUAUCAUAAUUGCAGCUGUAGGGAAGCCAAAUAUGGUGAGGGGUAGCUGGAUAAAGCCUGGUGCAGUUGUUAUUGAUGUUGGGAUAAAUCCAGUGGAGGUUUGAUAUUCUAUUCAUGACUAUUUAAGAAAUCUUAUUUUGCCCUAUGGCUGGUGCUUCCCCUGGCCUACAUCUUUGUUUGAUUAGGCUCUUAAAGGCUUGGUUUGGUUAAUAGCAUGCCUUAGUUCUCCUUUGUUGUUCCUUGUGUGUAUGAGUAAUAACACUUUUUCUGGAUGUGCAUUUGGGACAGGAUGCAAAGAGCUCCCGAGGCUAUCGUCUUGUUGGCGAUGUUUGUUAUGAAGAGGCUAGCAAGAUUGCAUCUGCAAUAACUCCAGUUCCUGGGGGAGUUGGGCCAAUGACCAUAGCCAUGCUGCUAUCAAAUACUCUCGUCUCUGCGAAGAGGAUUCACAAUUUCAAGUGACCCUCUGCCUUUUCAUCGUGCCUUAUACAAAAAUAAUGGAAGUGACCGGCCCAAUUCAUAACUAGUAAUGUUUUCGUAGCUGCUACUUUGCCUUAUAAAUUGCAUGUGUUUGGCUCACAUUACUACCUUUGCCAAACCUUUCGAUUCAAGAACUGUGUCUAUGAAUGCGUAAUCGUGGUUUAGACCUAGCUGCGACAGUGGCAGCCUCUUUUGGCUGAGCUUUUUGAAGAGGAUGAAUAUUAGCAAAUUACUUUUAGCUAAUCAGACAAAGAAGCUGAAGCUCUACGUUACAAGGCCAUACAAAGAAGUUGGUGGCUAACCGGGGAAAUGCCGCACUAUCAUGCUAAGGUUGUGUAUGCAUUGAUAGUUCUCUUCCUCUUUGAGCAACACAGGAGAUUUUACUAAUUUAAGGGUUCGAAACAUCUAAUGCAUUUGGUGCAUCAAUGAUGUUGAUUCAUCUUAGAAUCAAAUUGUUUGUAUUUUAGAACUGAUUUUUUUUGGUUAUACUAUUCCAUUGAUGACUCUUUUUUUGUCUUAUAAAGUGCUUACUAA